This is a messenger RNA of Xyrichtys novacula (pearly razorfish), 5166 nucleotides long. Lineage: Eukaryota; Metazoa; Chordata; Actinopteri; Labriformes; Labridae. The record is from the annotation of a GenBank genome assembly.
CACUUAUCCAGGACCUACACACAAAGAGGAGAACCCACCCAGGGCAGGACCAGUCUUACCAGGAGUCUUUGAAGAUAACAGGUGUGGACGGACUUCUGAGAUCUUCCUCUGCCUUUUAGCAUCAUCACUUUAACUCUUUGAGACCAUGGACACAGCUGCAGUGGCGACUCUUCUCGCUUUGGUUCUGGCGCUGGCUGGAGUCAGUCAGGCUCUUCACAUCCAACGCAGUGCGGACAGCAAUGACGUCCAGCUGGGCUCAGAGGAGAGCGUGGUCGACCACCUGCUGGGGCUGGUGAGAAAACGAACUGAUCAUUAACUUAAAUUUAAACUUUUUCACCAUAUCAUUAACAUACUCUUUAUUUUUCUAAUAUCCAUGAUACUGUGGCAGGAAAACACUGUAUUUGAAGUACGAAUGAAUGACACAAAUAGAGAUGCCUGAAUAAUCAGAUAUCAACGACACAAACUACAAUCAUGUUUAACAACCUGAUUGCUGAUUUUAAUGUUUCAGUUUGUCGUAAGAAAAAUACUUCAAUGACAUUUGUAUGACUAACUUUUUUAAAAUAUGAACCACUAAUGUUGUGCAAAAAACAAACAAAUGUCAUAAAAAGUAGGAGAGAGGAAGAAGCGGCAGCUGCUAGCGAGCUAGCUUUAGCACUUUUAUAAAACUGACAAUGUCAUUUAUGGUGAAACUAAACACAACAUCAGAGCGUGUGCCUCUUUCGGGUUAAAAAUCAAUCAAACAUGUACAAUUUCUUAUGAUUCUUCGAGUGUUUUCACUAUAAACUACCAGAAAGAGUAUACUUCAAAAUAAAAGCAUAGUUUCACAAUGCAAGAAAUCAAGAGAAAAUAUCAAAUUAAAGGCGUGCUACGCAACUGAUUUCUGAGGCAAUUUUUACAAAUCCUUCAUUUGAAUAUAACUAGGAAUAGAUGAUGACAUGUAAGUUAAUUGCAUUUUUUUUAAGUUGAUCAAAUAAUGUCUCGCUCCCUCCUUGUUCUCCGUUUGGCUGAUUGUGAUGUUUUCCAUAAAUAUAAUGUUUACAAUAAUGUUUUUAUUAUAUUUUAUGUCCACAAAAAUCAAAAUGUGAACACCUAAUAUUGUGACGGGCCAAAUUUGCGCAAUAUCAUUAAACAGAGAAAACGGCAAAUAAGGGAAUUUCCGAUACUGAGACAAACAUGAUUGUCAAUUUUCUGGAAACCUGAGCAAAUAUUCAGUGAAAAAGUUAUUAGAAAUUUAAACCCAAUUAUAAGCAAUAACAGUUUUAUCAUAUCUCUCCUUUUAGAUUUAUUGUGGCUAUUUCAAGAAAACAUACAACCAACAAAAUCCUUACAAGGCUGAUGAUAAAAAAUCACAAAUAUAGACCUACUGAUAGAAAUUCCUGCUUCAUCCAGUGUGCCUAAAAAAAUUGGCAUCUCAAAUCAAGACAAAAAUCUCAAACAUCUCUCAGGCUCAUGUGGUUCUGAAUAAAAAUACUGUCUGUUUCUGGGCAGAAUUUGAAGGAACUGUACGCCAUCACAUUACAGCGUGUGGAUCAGUCUGUGCACAAUCAGAAGUCUGGCCAACAUUCCCAGAGAAGUCUGGCGCUCCUUGUUAGGAAAUAUGCAAAUGAUAUUUCAGCCCUUUUUUUUUUAAUCAAGAGAUACAAGCUAAAUCUCACAACCAAUUGAGAUUCCAGAUAGAGCUCCUCUUCAUGCAACAGUGUGAAAUUCACUGUAAUAUUCUGGGGUCAAUGGGCAGUCAGAGAAGGGCGCAUGAAGAGGAUUCAGAUCAAAUGUUCGGUUUUUCCAGUCAGAUCUGGGAUUAUUUGGCAUGAAGAUUAGGGUGGAGGGAUAUUUGGGUGGGGUUGAGGUCCAUUUCUUUGCCUUUGUACGCUGAUAUCAACAACCCCAAGGUUCCUUUCCGCAGCAGGACUGACCGGCUGUCUUUGCAACCUCCGGGGUUGGUGUUGCAAUCUGAAAUUGUAUGCAUUUAGAGCCCUUGAUGUUCGCUCUUCUUUUUUUUUGGCACAAACCAGAAAACAAGCUUAGUGAUACGAGCUGUUGCAUUUGCUCAUGUGUGUGUAUGUGUGUGUGUGUUUAUUUAUGCUUUUUUGCUCCAGGAAGGUGAGAGCACAGAUAACAGCAUUGAUGAUCGCCUGCUGACCGCUAUGCUGAGAGCUCUGCUGCUCGGAUCUCAGAGGGAAACCAGGAACUCUGUCCUCCAUCAGCCUCAGAGGUCAGUGCUGCUACAGAGACUGCACACACACACACAGACACACAGACACACACACACACACAGAAAAAAAAUAACACAAGAAAGCAAAGUUAUUUUGAUGCUGUUGCAUUCUGCUGAAAAACUGGCACUAAAGCUCCAGAGAGGAGUUUGUAGUUGGUCUUAAAACAGAAUUAAAUGAAUACUGAUGUCUCUUAAUUCACUACUAAAGCAAACAAGACUGACAGUAAUGAGACUGAUUGUUUCUUUAAAGUUGUUUUUUAUAUAAGUAUAUACACCUGCAAGGUUGGUGUCAAAUUAAAGCUCCUGUGAGGAGUUUGUUGACGGCAGUGAAAUAGACAGAAAUUUACACUGAAGUCUUUUAGUGGUAUUUAAAAGUGAUUCAUACUAUGAACGACAUGAUUCACAACAUUCAUAUGGAAAAUUUUGAUGCCUAAAAAUGGUUCGAGAGGGUAGGUGUCAGCCGAGCAGACGGCCACUGUCUGCAUUAGAUAUUCACAAUAAAUCAAACAAUUGUAGGAGCUUCUACUGACAGACACUGAUUUUGAAAACGGUCAAAAUUUAACAGGAAAAAUCACCAAAAUUUAACAAGAACUUGAAAUUGAAGCACAUGAGGUUUAAUUAAACACAACUAGUGUGUUAUAAAGUGUUACUACAGCACUGUUAUAAUGCAUCCGCUUUUGAUAAAACUUUAAUAACUGGCCCUGAUUUGAUUGAUUUGACACUUUCAGAACCAGGCAGAGGAAGCUGUUUGGAAGUUCACUUGAAAACUAAAACCUAAUGAGGACCAAUUAUCAGCUUUUUACUCAUUUGCAGUAACCUUUAUCUGUUUUUUAAGAUGACUCGUUCUGCCACACAUACAUUUUUUGAACUUCAUUCUUCAGGUUGUGAGUUAAAGUUGUCAAGGAGCCAUCCAGCUCUCCUAUGGCAAAGAUAAGAUCACGCUUUGCACUGAAAUGGUAGCCUCAGCUUAAAGCUGUAGCCUCUCUUAACCGAUAACCUCCUUUCACUUCCUGCUCUGGUUCAAGAUUUGCAUAUUUAAAACAUUUACAACUCUGUUUUUGUCAGAGUUUGAGAUUGCAGAUUUCCACCCUUAAAAAUACGAUUUUAAUCUUGUUCCUGUGAAAUAAUCCAUUUAAAUACAGGAACAUUUAAUUUAAUUUAAUUUAACACAUGUAUUACUCUGAGUUACAUCAGUUCCUGUAUCAGUCUCUUCUCUCUCUCUCACAGGUUCGGUCGUGGCUCCAGAGGGCAGGUAGUGCCAGAGGAUCAGGUUCAGUCCCGGGAUUGGGAGGCUGCCCCCGGUCAGAUCUGGAGUAUGGCUGUGCCCCAGAGAUUCGGCAAGAAGUAAUCUGGCAGGAAGACAUCCGCACGAUGACGUGAGGGCAUGAAGGGUUGAGCAGAAGGCAACUGUGACAGGAAAAUAAUUUGAGUGAAUAAAUUUAAAUUUUAAAAGCACGUUUUCACUCAUUAAGCCUUACUUGACACCCCCCAAAAGUUGGCUUAAGAUGACAGGAGUUUCAAUUUUCUGUGCCUUUUUUUUUUCUCUAAUACCCAACACUGAAAGCAUGUCGGCAAGAGCCUGUUAAUGUUUUCCAAGCCUGGAUUGUAAUUUCAUUUAAUACCCAGAGUGUUUGCUGUAAAUUGAUUGCUUCAUUUUCUGUUGUUGCUCUGUUCCCUGGUUGAAUAAAAGAGUUGGACCAGGAAAAGAUGAAAAUGUUUGUGUACGUUCAUGUUGAAAAGUGAAAACGGUAAUCUGAUCACAUAGAUUUUUUCCUAUGGUUUAUUUUUAAAUAAAUAAUAUAGAAGCUUAAUCAUAGAAAUCUAUUCCAAGUUUCUAAGCGUUGAUAUCUCCAUCAUGAAAAAAAAAAAAGAAAAAACAUGAUAAGGCUUUAAUAAAUGCUCUUUGGAAUAUAAUUAAUUUCAGUUUCUGUUAAUAGGAAAUCUGUGGAUUAUUUUUCCUACUGAUUUGAUCGGUUGAUGAGACCAAAUGAAAAUGGAAGUCACACUUUUUAAAAUCUAAUUCUGAUGUCUCCGAAUUAUGACGGAGUAUUGGGGCCGCAUUCAGAAAAGACAAAAAUUAGGAUUUCGAGAUUUAAGUCGUUAACUUACGAGAAUAAAGUCGUUACUAAUGCCAAUUAAGUCGCAGCGAAGUAAUAACAUAAAGUCGUAAUAAAAUUAUCAUGAUACUAAUGAUAAUGUGGUGCUGAAGUACCAAAAGAUUAAGUUUUUCCCUGUUUGAGAAACCUUUAUUGAAGUACAUUUUUACAAAAUGCUCCAUGGCUCUUAUUUCAACAAUUAUCAUCUUAAACAACAGCUUAGAAUAUAAGAACUUUAUUACAACAUUAUUCUUGUAAGUAAUUACUUGACUACAACUUUAUUUUUGUAAGUAAUUACUUAAUUAAGACUUUAUUCUUGUAAUUGCUUUAUUACGACUUUAUCUUUUUAAGUAAUUACUUUGUUACAAAUUUAUUCUCGUAAGUUAUUACUUUAUUAUGACUUUAUUCUUUUAAGUAAUUACUUUAUUAUGAUUUUUUUUUAGUAAUUACUUUGUUAGGACUUUAUUCUCUUAAGUAAUGAUUUUAUUACGACUUAAUUCUCGUUAGUAAUAACUUUGUUUUCAUAAGUUAUCGACUUUUAUUUGGAGCCUUAAUUUUUUUUUUCUCUAUUGUAGCCCUAAAAUUCCAUUGUACCAAUUGCCUUGAUUAGCCUUAAAAAAGUAUUGAAUAAAGAUUUAGGCAACUUUUGGUGCAGUUUUUAGAUUUUAAGAUUUAACAUGAAAGCAAUUUAAAAUAGACAUGAACACCGGGGAAGUAGAAGUACUUUACUGCAGCAGUAAACACGGGUGUGAAUCACUCUGAAAUUAAAGUUGUCUGUGUUGCCAGCUUAGAAAACACCAUCAGUUAACACAAGCCCUUUCUCUAACACUUGUAAUUUCUUUGCCCUUAAGGCCAAUC